Messenger RNA from Nicotiana tabacum (common tobacco), 441 nucleotides. RefSeq names its product putative mitochondrial protein AtMg00820. NCBI's taxonomy places the organism in Eukaryota, Viridiplantae, Streptophyta, Magnoliopsida, Solanales, Solanaceae. The record is from RefSeq and is a predicted model, not a curated record.
AUGGAAAAUCAAAGUUCACAUCCUCUUGAGAACAUCAUCUCUGAUCCAAAUGCAGGAGUGCAAAUCAGGUCAUCUCUGAGAAAUCUAUGUGCACUCAUAACAUUUCUCUCACAGGUUGAACCUAAGACCAUCAAGGAAGCUCUAAAAGAUCUAUAUUGGAUUAUAAUCAUGCAAGAGGAGCUAAAUAAAUUUGAAAGAAGCAAGGUCUGGCACUUGGUACAAAUACCCAAGAACAAAACUGUCAUAGGUACCAGAUGGGUGUUCAGAAAUAAGCUGGAUGAACAAGGAAAUAUCACCAAGAAUAAGGCCAGACUGGUGGUUCAGGGAUAUAAUCAAGAGGAGGGCAUUGACGAUGAUGAGACAUUUUCACCUGUAGCCAGAAUGAAAGUUAAAAGAAUGUUGAUAGCCUUUGCUGCAAACAUGGAGUUCACCUUAUAUUAG